Ostrea edulis (European flat oyster) is the source of this 1348-nucleotide messenger RNA. RefSeq names its product calcitonin gene-related peptide type 1 receptor-like. NCBI's taxonomy places the organism in Eukaryota, Metazoa, Mollusca, Bivalvia, Ostreida, Ostreidae. The transcript has 11 exons. The coding region runs from base 34 to 1260 and encodes 408 amino acids. Gene Ontology annotation, cellular component: plasma membrane. Gene Ontology annotation, biological process: adenylate cyclase-modulating G protein-coupled receptor signaling pathway; cell surface receptor signaling pathway. The record is from RefSeq and is a predicted model, not a curated record. Gene Ontology annotation, molecular function: G protein-coupled peptide receptor activity.
AUAGCUAAUUCGUCCCAGAAAUCCGUUCGGACAAUGGUUUGUAGUGAUUUAAGUGACCGAGAAUGUUCGGAUUGGAGAAGCUGCUGUAGCGAGGCGGAAGUCUGUUGCGAACGUCAAAGGAAGCAGCAGAAGAUAGCUGACGUCAUUUCCUGUCCCAGUACCUGGGAUGGGUACGGAUGUUUCAUGGAGACAUUAGGGGGGUCAGUGGCAGAAAUAGGUUGUCCUUCGUAUGUCAAGCACAGAAAAACAUCAGGGCAAGCCUUCAAGACGUGCCUUGGCAACGGAAGUUGGUGGAUAAACUCUAAAAAUGGACGGGAAUGGACUGACUACACAGCCUGUAUUCCUUUUGAGGAACAAAAGUUCGUGAUGUAUGCUGGGAUAGUCAGCUGUACCGUUAGUAUGCUACUACUGCUGCCCUCUUUGCUGAUCUUUAUGUCCAUAAGGCAGCUACGAAAGCAACUGAGAAUCCGAAUUCAUACUAGUCUGUUCACAUCUUUUGUGCUGUACUGUACGGUGACCAUUCUAUGGGAUGUGUUCAUAUUCAAAGAUCGAAUUGAAUAUGCGGCAAACAGGACAAACAUCGUACAGAAGCCUAUAUUUUGCCGGAUCCUUUACCUGCUAAUGCGGUACUUCAGGUCCUCCAACUACAUGUGGAUGUUGAAUGAAGCCUAUUUUCUUCAUCAUCUAAUCACGGCUGCCUUCAGAAUCCCACAAACCCUCAGGUGGUACUAUCUGCUAGGAUGGGGUUUCCCCGUCAUUCCGCUGUCUAUCUAUACUGGGAUUAAAUCCACCGUACAGAAAACAGGGUGCUGGGUUGACGAGCUGGGUGUCUUUGAAUGGGUUGUAUAUGUUCCAAACCUUGUGUGUAUCAUUGUCAAUGUAUUGUUAUUAUUUAACAUCCUACGAAUUUUACUGACGAGGCUUCAAAACCACCCCAACGAACCGAACCAUUUCAGACAGGCUACAAAAGCCACCUUACUGCUGACCCCGCUGUUUGGAAUUCAUUUAUUCUUCAUCAUCUAUCGCCCGAGCUCCGACACCUCACGGGUAGUUUACGAAGUGAUCUCCAAAAUCAUCACGGAUUCCCAAGGUGCUGUAGUCUCACUAUUGUUCUGUUUCUUCAACAACGAGGUACAUGGAUACAUCCUGGCUGGCAGGUGCCCGCUCCAAAUAUGGUCAACAUGUUGUCAUAGAAACACCAAAAAACACAGACGUUCGGGUUUUCAUUCACAGUGUUCUUCCUUUAUUGAAAGUAGAUGAAUGAAGAAGAAAAAAUAACUUCGAAAGACGACACAUUAACUUAAUGGUUGGCUUUGAACACCCCUGUGUUCCAUGUUUAAAAAUAAAG